This is a messenger RNA of Dacryopinax primogenitus, 411 nucleotides long. RefSeq lists its product as uncharacterized. The record is from RefSeq and is a predicted model, not a curated record. NCBI's taxonomy places the organism in Eukaryota, Fungi, Basidiomycota, Dacrymycetes, Dacrymycetales, Dacrymycetaceae. The transcript has a single exon. Bases 1 to 411 code for a protein of 136 amino acids.
AUGAAUCACUUGCUCAAUACGCCCCCGAUUCGGCCGAGACGCGAAGAAACAAAAGAAGGAAAAGAGCACACGGUUCCGUCACAACUCAGCCAAAUUUUUACUACAAGGCCGGAUCCCGAGCCGUUCACGGCAGAGGGCCAAAGGCUACGUGCACAACAGCAGAUGGAUCUUGAGCUGAGUGGUGAGCACGAGAAGGCGAGGAAUAAGAUGGAGAAGAGACAAGCAGCCGAACUGAGAACGGCGUCGAGGGCUGUAAAAGUAGCCCAAGUAGUCGGCAAAGUGAGCGAUGCGUGGAAGAACUUCACCGGCCAGCCAGAACGGGUGAAACCGGUGACACCGGGGAACCAAGGUGGUUCAGGGAACCAAGGCGGUUCAGGGAACCAAAGGAACCAAGGCGGUUCAUCGAGCUAG